Messenger RNA from Soboliphyme baturini, 1194 nucleotides. NCBI's taxonomy places the organism in Eukaryota, Metazoa, Nematoda, Enoplea, Dioctophymatida, Soboliphymatidae. The record is from the annotation of a GenBank genome assembly.
UUGACCUUUAGGCAUUGCGUAGCCUCAGGUGGGUGGCUAUCGGCCACGACUACCAUCACUGGACGACGACACCUCGUCACCGAAGAGUACCCGGAUGCUGUACUAAGGCAGCACCAGCAAGAUCGGUCAACGGAAAUCGUUGAGUAUAUCAACAGUCAUUGGGACGACAACGUGUCCCGGCAGGACCCGACAGUGGUGCGGCUGACCGAUGGACUGCGAAGGGGUUUGAGAUCGAGUCUAGCCGAGGCGAUCACCUUAGUCGAGUCCCGCAACCCAACCAAAAAAGCGCAGGGUGAGUACAUCCUGGCCGAGCUGCUGCGCCUAGCGAAGAAGCGGAUCGACAAAUACGGACCCGGCUCAUUGAUCUUCCGUGUGGCAUUCACCGGACCUCCGGGAGUCGGGAAGUCGACAUUCAUCGAAACUUUCGGCAAGUUCCUGAUCGACGAACAUAAGAAGAAGGUGGCGGUGCUGACCAUCGACCCAUCGUCCGUCACCACCGGAGGCUCGAUCAUGGGAGAUGUCGCCAGAAUGCAGGAGCUGUCACGCGAUGACAACGCGUUCGUCCGUGCAUCUGCUACUCAUGGCACUCUGGGUGGCUUGACGAAAGGAACGCACGAGGCUGUGAUUUUGUGCGAAGGUGCCGGUUAUAACAUCGUCCUGGUCGAAACUGUUGGGGUUGGUCAGUCAGAAGCGGCUGCAGCUUCCGUAGUGGACAUGAUGGUACUGCUGUUGAGUCCUGCUCAGGGCGAUGAACUGCAAGGCAUAAAACGUGGCUUGAUGGAACUAGCGGAUCUUAUAAUCGUUACGAAAGCAGACGGCGAUCUGGAAAAGCAAGCACGACUCACGCAGACGGAAUACAUAUCUGCUUUGAAGUAUAUGCGAAGACGGUUCAGGGCCUGGGUGCCAAAGGUGUUGAGGGCGUCAUCAUUGAGUAAAGAAGGAUUGCCAGAGAUAUACGAAAAUAUGAUGGCUUUUCGGAACGCCAUAGCUGACAGUGGAGAACUGCUAAAUCAGCGGCAUAAACAGAUGACCGAGUGGAUGUGGGAGCAUGUGGAUAACGUUUUAAUGGAUUUGUUCAGAAGACAUCCGGAAAUUGUCAAAAAGGUGCCUGUAUUGUCUGAAGAUAUACGAAACGGGCGUCUAACGCCCGGUUUGGCCGCAGAAAUCAUGCUAAGAGAAUUUUUAAAGGUCUGA